Messenger RNA from Camponotus floridanus (Florida carpenter ant), 2233 nucleotides. RefSeq names its product centrosomal protein of 89 kDa. Gene Ontology annotation, biological process: mitochondrion organization; chemical synaptic transmission; cilium assembly. Gene Ontology annotation, cellular component: centriole; ciliary transition fiber. The coding region runs from base 71 to 1999 and encodes 642 amino acids. The transcript has 7 exons. The record is from RefSeq and is a predicted model, not a curated record. Lineage: Eukaryota; Metazoa; Arthropoda; Insecta; Hymenoptera; Formicidae.
GUUCAGCGCGACGAAGGUUCGUUCUACCGGUGGUCCGGUCCCCCGAUUGGCCGAGCAGCAAGUGUAGGCAAUGCCAAAUCGUGAUAAUAGUGCUGAUAAGCGUCUUAAAGAAAAGCAGAGCAGCCAUAAAGUUUCAGUCACUGAAAAUGAACUGGAACCAGUGCACAAGCCACUACAACGUUAUAAACGGUUUCACAGAACAAGACGUCAUUCAAGAGUUAACGGUGAUUGUGAAGAAGUAAUGGAUAAAAGUAGAAAUCAUGACAGUGUUGCGUUACCCAAGAAAAAUGGCAAACAUUGUAUUAAAAAGAAAAUUGAUAGAUUAGCUGAAGAAAAUCGGAUAUUGACAAUGAAACUUGAAAGUUCUGCGAUGAAUCCUGAGACUAUUGCAGAAUUAAGAGAAAAGGAUUCUUUAGUGUCAAAAAUCUGCAAUAAAUAUCAGAAAUUGUUAAAAAAUCAUGACAGCCUUCAACAAGAAUGUGAGAGAUUAAAUACUAUUUUGGCAGAACGUGAAACAGAAUAUCAUCAGCUGCAUGCUUAUUGCAAAGAAUCUAUCGAAGCUUUACAAAAGAUAGAGAAAACCAAUUCUAAUCUUCUAACAUUUAAUCAAAGAUGCAAAUCUGAAAAUGUUCAACUAAGCGAAGAUGUACUGCUUUUAAAAAAUGUGAUAUAUUGUUUAAAUGCAGAACUAGAAAAAUAUCAAGAUAAAAUGAGAGAAUUGGGACAAAGUGCAUUAUCUAAAAAUACUAAUAACAUGUUAGAUUCUAAGAGGCCAAUAGAUGAUAUGAAGAAAAUAUUAGAGUCAUGGGGUUCUGUAAAUACUCAUGUAUUAGGUCCGCUUUUAGAUGCUUAUCAGGAAAAUCUGUCAGAGAAGCAAGAACUUUUAAAUAAAUAUGAAGAGAAUAUUGCAAAUUUUAGUACUAGAUGUAAAGAAGUUGUCGUAGAGAAUGAGUGCAUGCAAAAUGAAAUGGAAAAAUUAAAAUUGAAGUGUACCAGGUAUGCGGAUGAAAUCAAAAUGAUAUCUGAGGAUGCUGACUUACUCAAGGAAUUGAACGAGUGUUAUACAAAACAGGCUGCUCAUCAGAAGCAAAAGAUACAUGAGAUCCAUUCAUUGUACGAACAGAAAGUAGAGGCAAUGUCAUUUGAUAAUAACAGACUUCAUGAGGAAUAUCUUGCAUCAAAGACAGAAUUGAGUAAUCUUCAAGGAAAAUAUGACAUUCUUUAUAAGGAACACGAAAAGUUACAAAAUGACAAUAUGAAAACAAUGUCCAUCGAUGUUCAUAAUGCUGCCGUUGAAGAAUGUAGGCAGCUAUUUGAGAAACUAAAACAUCAGUAUGAAACUGAGAAAGAGAAAGGAUCUACUCGCAUUAAAGAAUUGGAAGAAUUGCACUGCCAAAAUAAAACGCAAUUAGAUGUAGUUACAAUAGAAAAAAAUCAAUUGAAAGUGUCGAAUAGAAAUUUCGAAAAAAGUUUAAAACGAAUGCAACGAAAAUUGGAGCAUUUUCAAAAAAUGGCACAUUCCAUGCAAGUAUCUCGAGACUCUUUCAAGAGACAACUGAGAAAGACUACAACAUACUGCGAGGAAUUGUUCAGUGAAUAUGAAAGAACAGUCGCCGAACGAGAUAAGUUGAUUACAAUUUUACAUGAAACGGAAAAUGAAAAUGCAAGUAUUCAUUUUCUCGGUGAUACUAUUACGCAACGAGUAGGUCAUUUAAAAGAACAAUUAAAGAUCGUACACGAGGGUGCUAAACAACAAUUAGCAUUGGCGGAAAAAAAUAUGAAAGUGCAGCAACUCGGAGUGCAUCGGAUGAAAGAUGAAUAUCAUCAAGAAUUGAAACGUCUUAAGUAUCUGCUAAGGCAAAAAGAGGAAACAAUCGGACAAUUACAAAAAGAGAUUAGCACCACUCGCGAAAACUUGGAACUCAUUUGGAAGACCGCUGCUGUGGACAAUAAAAAAGAUAAGGAAGCGCUGAAACACGUGAAGAUUCAGCACGUUUAGUAAAACUUACAAAUAUAAUCUAUCGGCCAUGAUAAAGGUAUUAAAUGAAUGUUGAAUUUCAUUCGAUAUAAAAAAAAAUACCGUAGAAAUGUCACUGCCAAUGUAAAUUUUACAUGGCCUAAUAUUGAUUAUCGUGAAAAUCACGUUGCCUGCAAAUGAAAACUAGUUAUUGUAUAAUACAAUGUAGCAUAAUUAUCAUACGCUUUAUAAUCUUUGUAAUAUUUAUUACGCAUG